AUGCCUCGUCCUGCGGUUCCGUGUCUCGGGUCCUGGCUUCGACGGAAGGCGUGGAGUGGGUGUGUCUUGUUUCUUCAUUCCGCUCACCCGGUUUCUCCUUCCUGUUGUCGCUUCCAGGAGCUGGUGGGGAGCAACCCUCCCCAGAGGAACUGGAAAGGGAUCGCCAUCGCGCUGCUGGUCAUCCUGGUCAUCUGCUCCCUCAUCGUCACCUCGGUCAUCCUGCUGACGCCAGCGGAAGACAACAGUCUGUCUCAGAAGAAGAAGGUCACGGUGGAGGAUCUCUUCAGUGACGAGUUCAAAGUUCACGACCCCGAGGCGAAGUGGAUCAGUGAUAAAGAGUUCAUCUACCGGGAACAGAAGGGAAGCGUGAUCCUGCGGGAUGUUGAGGCCAACACGUCUACCGUGCUGAUAGAAGGCAAGAAAAUUGAGUCCUUGAGAGCCAUCAGAUACGAAAUAUCUCCAGACAAAGAGUAUGCGCUUUUCUCCUACAACGUGGAGCCCAUCCAUCAGCACUCCUACACUGGCUACUAUGUCCUGAGCAAAAUUCCUCACGGGGACCCUCAAAGCCUAGACCCCCCGGAGGUCAGCAACGCGAAGCUCCAGUACGCCGGGUGGGGGCCCAAGGGGCAGCAGCUGAUAUUCAUCUUCGAGAACAACAUCUACUACUGCGCGCACGUCGGGAAGCAGGCCAUCCGCGUGGUCUCCACGGGCAAGGAGGGCGUCAUCCACAACGGCCUCAGCGACUGGCUGUACGAAGAGGAGGUCCUGAAGACCCACAUCGCGCACUGGUGGUCUCCAGAUGGCACGCGGCUCGCCUACGCCACCAUCAACGACUCCCGCGUGCCCGUCAUGGAGCUCCCGACCUACACGGGCGCCGUGUACCCCACCGUGAAGUCCUACCACUACCCCAAGGCUGGCUGUGAAAACCCCACCAUCUCCCUGCACGUCAUCGGCCUAAACGGACCCACCCACGACCUGGAGAUGACGCCGCCCGACGACCCGCGCAUGAGGGAAUACUACAUCACCAUGGUGAAGUGGGCCACCAGCACCAAGGUCGCCGUGAACUGGCUGAGCCGCGCGCAGAACGUGUCCAUCCUCACCCUCUGCGACGCCACCACGGGCGUCUGCACCAAGAAACACGAGGACGAAAGCGAGGCCUGGCUGCACAGACAGAACGAAGAGCCGCUGUUCUCCGGGGACGGGCGCAAGUUCUUCUUCGUGAGGGCCAUCCCGCAGGGCGGGCAAGGCAAGUUCUACCACAUCGCCGUGUCCUCCUCCCAGCCCAACAGCAGCAACGACAACAUCCAGUCCAUCACCUCGGGGGACUGGGACGUGACCAAGAUCCUGUCCUACGACGAGAAGCGGAAUAAGAUCUACUUCCUCAGCACAGAGGACCUGCCCCGGAGACGACACCUCUACAGCGCCAGCACGGUGGGCCCCUUCAACAGGCAGUGCCUGUCCUGCGACCUGGUGGGUGACUGUGCCUACGUGAGCGCCUCCUUCAGCCGCGGCGCCGACUUCUUCCUGCUCACCUGCGAAGGUCCCGGCGUCCCCAUGGUGACCGUGCACAACACCACGGACCAGAGAAAGAUGUUCGACCUGGAGACGAACGAGCACGUGCAGAAGGCCGUCAGCGAGCGGCAGAUGCCCAAGGUGGAGUACAGGCAGAUCGAGGUCGACGAGUACCGCCUGCCCGUGCAGAUCCUGAAGCCGGCCACCUUCACCGAGACCACCCACUACCCGCUGCUCCUGGUGGUGGACGGCAGCCCGGGCAGCCAGAGCGUGGCGGAGAGGUUCACGGUGAGCUGGCAGACGGUGCUGGUGAGCAGCCACGGGGCCGUGGUGCUGCGCUGCGACGGCCGGGGCAGCGGCUUCCAGGGCACCCGGCUCCUGCACGAGGUGCGGCGGCGGCUGGGCGUGCUGGAGGAGCGGGACCAGCUGGAGGCCGUGCGGAUGAUGCUGAAGGAGUCGUACAUCGAUAAGACGCGCGUGGGCGUGUUUGGGGAGGACUACGGGGGCUACCUGAGCACCCACCUCCUGCCUGCGAAGGGUGACAACCAAGGCCAGAUCUUCGCCUGCGGCUCUGCACUCUCCCCGAUAACAGACUUCAAGCUCUACGCGUCUGCGUUUUCCGAGAGGUACCUGGGCCUCCACGGGCUUGACAACAGGGCCUAUGAGCUGACCAGGGUGGGCCACCGGUUGUCAGCGCUGGAAGGACAGCAGUUCCUGAUCAUCCACGCGACCGCUGACGAAAAAAUCCACUUCCAGCACACGGCGGAGCUCAUCACCCAGCUCGUCAAGGGGAAGGCCAACUACAGCCUGCAGAUCUACCCGGAUGAAAGCCAUUACUUCCACAGCGCCCCCCUCAGGCAGCACCUGCACCGCACCAUCGUCAACUUCUUCGUGGAGUGCUUCAGGGUUCAGGACAGAGUGCCCACAGCCACAGCCAAGGAGGAGGAGGAGGACUGAGCGCCGCCCUGGCCGCCCCCUAGCGCAGCGUGGCUCUCCCUGGACCAGCGUGGGGCUGGGCACCCCGCCCCCCUCUCCCGCCCAACCGCCCGCCCGCACUGGGGUGGGGGCGGGGGCCGUUCCCGAUCCCUAGCAUGUGUGUCUCGGGCCCUGAAGGCCGUUUUGCUUCAGAAACCAGCUCCUUCCCGGGUGGAGGCGCCUCAUCACUCCCACGGGCUUCCAGGGAGCCCGGGGCCGUCACAGCCUCCUGCUGGCCGCAGAGCGACAAGUGCAUCCCACGGCCGUCCCGCCCCUCCCGCACCCCCGGGACCGGAGGACCGCGGCGGCAGCCGCGAGGAAGCCUGCCCCGAGCGUGAGCACCGCGCCCCCUGCCGGCGGCACCGCAUCCUGUCUGAUGUAACCACGCCAUGGAAACCACGAGAGCACAAUCCCUCUAACAGCACUCCUAGGUUGGCUUGCUCCUUUCUGUCCUAGGACCCUCCGCGUUUUACGGGGCUGUCCACCCGGUCUUGCUGUAGCGACGCUAAUGGUUCACCUUGCGGAAUUAAUUCGUAUUUUUCUAUGGUUUUUACCUGACGCUGUCUGCGGUCCUGGGGUCGUUUUUCUGUGCCGGGUUGGUUUGUCUGUUCGUUUGUUCGUUAUCCUCGGUUAUCCGCGUGGCUUCCUCCCGCCCGCCUGUCCGCUUGGCACCUGUUUGUAAGAAGAAACGGAUCAGAAGUCACUGUUCACCCCUCAAGGUCGGCUCCAGACUUUUCGGAGACGUUUCAAACCGCGGAGGAGGGGGAACACAUCCAGCCCUACUUACUGACACAAAAGAAAGUACAUAAAUAAAAGCUGUCUCUCACACCCAGCAGCAACAGGGUUCGCUUAGAUUCUCAUCGUCCAUCUACCGAUGCCCCCCGGCUUGUCCUCCUCCCCGGGAAGCUGUCAAGUCUGUCCCCAUGACAUUUGUUUUUUU
Phyllostomus discolor (pale spear-nosed bat) is the source of this 3427-nucleotide messenger RNA. Its product is annotated as dipeptidyl aminopeptidase-like protein 6. Gene Ontology annotation, biological process: proteolysis. Bases 1 to 2469 code for a protein of 822 amino acids. The record is from RefSeq and is a predicted model, not a curated record. Lineage: Eukaryota; Metazoa; Chordata; Mammalia; Chiroptera; Phyllostomidae. Gene Ontology annotation, molecular function: serine-type peptidase activity; dipeptidyl-peptidase activity. The transcript has 25 exons.